Molecule: messenger RNA, 1824 nt
Organism: Trichoderma virens Gv29-8
Lineage: Eukaryota; Fungi; Ascomycota; Sordariomycetes; Hypocreales; Hypocreaceae
Exons: 4
Coding region: 84-1712 (542 amino acids)
Biological process (GO): glyoxylate cycle
Cellular component (GO): peroxisomal matrix; cytoplasm
Molecular function (GO): malate synthase activity
Source: RefSeq, a predicted model, not a curated record
GCCUCAUCUAUAUCAAUCCAUCCCGGCGUCGCCACCCCCCGUAGCCAAUUCAAUCACAUAACUCUCCCCACAUCAUCUUCACAAUGGCUUCCACAGAAACUAUCCUCCAAGGAGUCACCGUCCUCGGCAAGAUUGACGACUCUCACCGCAAGAUCCUCACCCCCCCUGCCCUGGCCUUCCUUGCUCUCCUACAUCGCUCUUUCAACACCACCCGCAAGAACCUGCUUGAGCGCCGCAAGCUGCGCCAGGCUGAGCUGGAUCGCGGCGUUCUCCCCGAUUUCCUGCCCGAGACCAAGCACAUCCGCGAGAAUGCCACAUGGAAGGGAGCAGCUCCCGCGCCUGGUCUGGUUGACCGACGCGUUGAGAUUACGGGCCCUACCGACCGAAAGAUGGUCGUCAAUGCUUUGAACUCUGAUGUCUGGACUUACAUGGCUGAUUUUGAAGACUCCAGUGCCCCUACAUGGGACAACAUGAUCAAUGGCCAAGUCAACCUGUACGACGCUGUCCGCCGCCAGGUUGACUUCAAGCAGGGCGCCAAAGAAUACAAGCUCCGAACUGACCGCAAGCUCCCCACCCUGAUUGUCCGUCCCCGAGGCUGGCACCUUGAGGAGAAGCACUUCCUCGUUGAUGGCGAGCCCAUCUCCGGCAGUCUCUUCGACUUUGGCUUGUACUUCUUCCACAACGCCGUUGAGGCGCAGAAGAAGGGCUUCGGACCGUACUUUUACCUACCCAAGAUGGAGAGCCACCUCGAGGCUCGUCUGUGGAACGAUGUUUUCAACCUGGCCCAGGACUACAUUGCCAUUCCCCGUGGCACCAUCCGAGGCACUGUCUUGAUCGAGACUAUCCUUGCUGCCUUUGAGAUGGACGAGAUCAUCUACGAGCUCCGUGAGCACAGCUCUGGCCUCAACUGCGGUCGCUGGGACUACAUCUUCAGUACCAUCAAGAAGUUCCGCAACAACCCCAACUUUGUCCUCCCCGAUCGAUCGGCCGUCACCAUGACCGUCCCCUUCAUGGACGCCUACGUCAAGCUCCUUAUCCAGACCUGCCACAAGCGCGGUGUCCACGCCAUGGGUGGCAUGGCCGCCCAGAUCCCCAUCAAGGACGACAAGGAGGCCAACGACAAGGCCAUGGACAACGUCCGUGCCGAUAAGCUACGCGAGGUCCGUGCCGGCCAUGACGGCACAUGGGUUGCUCACCCUGCUCUCGCCGCCAUCGCCUCCGACGUCUUCAACAAGUACAUGCCCACUCCUAACCAGCUGUUUGUCCGCCGCGAGGACGUCAAGAUUGGCCGGAACGACUUGCUGAACAUGAACGUUCCCGGAGUCAUUACCGAGGAGGGCAUCAAGAAGAAUCUCAACAUUGGCCUGGGCUACAUGGAGGCCUGGAUCCGAGGAGUCGGCUGUGUCCCCAUCAACUACCUCAUGGAGGAUGCUGCCACCGCCGAAGUCUCCCGAAGCCAGCUCUGGCAAUGGGUCAAGCACGGCGUCUCAACCGCCGAAGGCAAGCGCGUCGACAAGGCCUAUGCUCUCAAGCUCCUCAAGGAGUGCACUGAGGGCCUUGCUGCAAAGGCUCCUCAGGGCAACAAGUUCCAUCUCGCCGCCCAGUACUUCUCCACACAGGUCACUGGUGAAGAUUACGCUGACUUCCUGACAACACUACUUUAUGAUGAGAUUACAAAGCCUGGUUCUCCUUCGCCGGCGUCUAAGCUGUAAAUGCUGUGUUUGGUGUUGUGUGUUUUAUUAAGUGUAACGAUAGUAUGAAUAAGUUUAAUAAAAGCGUUUUAUUUAAAUAAGAGUAUUAUAUAUUUAUAAUAACAUAUCUCCU